Messenger RNA from Trematomus bernacchii (emerald rockcod), 3978 nucleotides. Its product is annotated as GTPase IMAP family member 8-like. Lineage: Eukaryota; Metazoa; Chordata; Actinopteri; Perciformes; Nototheniidae. The transcript is spliced from 6 exons. The record is from RefSeq and is a predicted model, not a curated record. Gene Ontology annotation, molecular function: GTP binding. Bases 134 to 2293 code for a protein of 719 amino acids.
CGGACCAUCUCGCGCUUCCGCUAUGCAAAUCGGGCAGUCAAACUGCGUAGCAUGGACUUUAUUUACAAGUGACGGGUUCUUUAACCAAGCAUUUGGUUUCCAGUUGAAGUAGAUUUGUUCCUGCAGUGACAUUAUGGCGACAGCAUCAACAGUGUCAGAAGAUUUGCAACCUGUGAAGCGGAGCAGCAGCUAUGGACUACUGCCACCUGCCUUGUCAGAAGAUUUGCAACCUGUGAAGCGGAGCAGCAGCUAUGGACUACUGCCACCUGCCUUGUCAGAUGAUUUUCAACCUUUGAAGAGGAGAAACAGCUAUGGAUUACUGCCACCUUCCUUGUCUGAGGCCAAACCAGCUUUAAACCUGGUUCUGUGUGGGAGGAAAGGAGCAGGGAAGACUUCAGCAGCCGAGGCCAUUUUAGGUCAGAGAGAGCUUCCUUCAGUCUCCAACUCCUCAGAGUGUGUUAAACAUCAGGGAGAGGUGUGUGGACAGAGGGUUUCCCUGGUGGAGCUCCCUGCUUUGUGUGGAAAACGUCAGGAGGAAGUGAUGGAGGAAUCAUUCAGCUGUAUCUCCCUCUGUGAUCCUGAAGGCAUCCAUGCCUUCAUCCUGGUCCUACCUGUGGGUCCCCUCACUGAUGAAGACAAGGGAGAGAUAGAGGCCCUCCAGAACACAUUCAGCUCUCGAGUCAACGACUUCACCUUGAUUCUGUCCACUGUGGAGUCAGAUCCUACAGCUCCAGCUGUUGUUAACUUUCUAAAGGAGAACAAGGACCUCCAGGAGCUCCGUCAGAGAUGUGGAGGAAGACAUGUUGUUCUCAACAUCAAGAACCAGCAGCAGAUCCCAGAGCUGUUGGAUGCUGUGCAAGAGAUGAGAGGUAAAAGAUCUAGGAGCUUUACAAUGAAGAUGUUCACCAAGGCUCAGAUGGAGAAGGUUGUAGAGCUGGAUAACACUAACAGAAGACUUAAAGCUGAACAGCAAGACGUUACAAAGAAAACUCAGGAGGGAGAUGUUGAUGAAAGUCAGAACGGAGAGUGUCUCAGGAUGGUGCUGAUUGGGAAGACUGGCAGUGGGAAGAGUGCAACUGGAAACACCAUUUUGGGCAAAGAAUAUUUUAAAUCAACUGUCAGCUCAAAGUCAGUGACCAAGUUUUGCACGAAAGCAACAGGAGAGAUUGAUGGACGUCCUGUCGCUGUGGUGGACACCCCCGGUCUGUUUGACACAACACUGUCCAAUUAUGAUGUUCAAGAGGAGAUGGGGAAAUGCAUCAGCUUGUUGUCUCCUGGACCUCAUGUGUUCUUACUGGUGCUGCAGAUCGGCCGAUUUACCCAGGAGGAAAUAGACACCGUGAAACUGAUCAAAAAAUGUUUUGGCAAGAGAUCUGGAGAUUUCAUCAUCCCUAUAUUCACCAGAGGAGAUGAUCUGAAGGGUCGAACAAUAAAGAGUUACAUCCAAUCUGAUGACCUCUUGAAAAAACUGAUAAAUGACUGUGGAGGGAGAUACCAGGUCUUCAAUAACAAUCAGACCAACCACAGGCAAGUCAGAGAGCUGAUGGAGAAGACCAACAAAAUGCUGAAGGAAAAUGGCGGCGGCUGCUUCACCUCAGAGAUGUUUCAAGAGGCCGAGGCGGCCAUAAAGAAGGAAGUGGAGAAGAUCCUGAAGGAGAAGGAAGAAGAAAUGCAGAGAGAGAGGAAGGAGCUGCAACGAAAACACAAGGAGGAAAUGGAAGCAGUGAAGAGAAAAAUGAAACAAGAGAGAGACGAAAGUGAGCAGAGGAGAGCCAGACAGCUUCAAGAAAUGGAGGAAAAUAUCAACAAGGAACGAGAGGAGAGAAGGAGAGAUGAGGAGAAGAGAGUGGUUGAGGAGAAGGAGAAGAAAGGGCUGGAAGAAAUUCAACGAAUGGAAUGGGAGAAAAAACUUGCCGGAGAAAGAGAGCAGAACAAAAAAGAGAUAAGAAAUCAAAAAGAAGAAUGGGAGAAGGAGAGAGAAGCAGAGCAGAUCAGACAACAAGAAGAAAAUGAAAAGAGACGACUAGAGGAGCAAACAAGAAUUCAAAGGAUGCAAGAAGAGUACAAGCAGGAGAAAGAAAAACAUGAACAACUAAGAAAAGAAGAAGACAGAAAGAGAAGAGAACAGGAGGAGGAGGGGAGAAAACAAAUGGAGGAAAACUUUAAUAAAGAACUGGAAGAAAUGAAGUUAAAAUAUGAAGAGGAGGCCAGAAAACUAGCUGAAGAAAACCAUGAUAUAAGCAAGCGCUUGCAGGCGCUUGCAGGAAACAGAACACGUGAAGGAAAACCUUGAAGAAGAACUGAAAAACAAUGAGUGCACCAUCCUCUGAUCUUCAUACUGACUCAUGAUCAUCAUCACGUCAGCAGAUAGAACAUCAUGUCCUCUCCAUUGAACAGCAGAUUUCUGGAUGAUAAUUCUCAAACAGGCUCCAUCAGGCCACUCAUUGAGACAUUUCCACUUUGUGAGUAUUUUUUAUAACCCAUAGUUUUGUUUCUUUGCCAGAGGUCGCGUUAACCGAAUAUUUUUUAACAAUGACGGAAAUAUCUGAAAGCCGUCUGUCAUUUUGACAGAUUAGAACAAACUCAGGACAGCGCCAGUUUCCCCGCAGCGGGGCUCCGGUGUUAUGCCGUGUUAUAUAUGCCCGCCCAAAAGGAAAUUAUAUUGUUUCCAAACCUAACCUUGCAGAACAGAUCAUUGAAAUGUUUGUGAGUAUUUGCUUUACGCUGUGCUAGUAGAAUCUUUUGACUUUUGAAUAGUCAAUACUUUAACCAAACUUCAAGGUGCAGAUUAAACUUUGUCUGUUUUAUGGACUUAAGGUUCAAGUUAAAUAACUUCAGUAAUGUACAGAUUAGUUGGUGUAGGUGCGUCUUUAUAACAUGGUGUGUUUUUCAGUGAGUAAAUAAAUGUAUUAAAUCAAUCAUGCUAUGGAAAAUGUUCAAUCAAUCACAAAUGAUUUUUAUAUCACACAUUUUACAUGUGUUUAAUAGAGGGUUAAAUGCAAUAGAAAAGCUAUCUUUAUUGUCAACAUGAAUAUUGAAGUCACCCACGAUAAUGACUUCAUCUGUUUUAAGCACUAAACUUGCCUCUAAAUGUGUGUAAAUGUAUAUUUGUUUCUUGGGUGUAAAGGUGUGUAUGUACAGUAUGUAUAUAUUUCUUUGUAUAUAUUUGUAUUCUUUGGGAUGGUGAGAAACAGAAUUUCGACCCCCCUCUCUGUGUAACACAAAUAGAGGAGUUUACUUUGACUCAUUUAAGCUGACAUAUUGUUUGGGUUUCAGUGAGUGAUCAUAAAUACAUGUUAUCUUUGUUGCAGCCAUUUUAUCUGUAUGUUUUAUUUGUUAAUCUGUUGUAAUAUUCUCCUGAACACUGGGUGGUGUAGGGGAGCAGGGAAGCAUAAAGGGGAGCUCACCAGGACAGGGGGGGUGUAUGAACGUUUGAUUUGUUUAUAUAUUAUCAGAAUAUACAGUAUUGCCGUUUACUCAGUGGUUUUGAGUCGAACAUCAGAAUACCUUUAUUAGUCCCACAGAGGGUACAUUUACAUUGUUACAGCAGAAAAGAGCCAAAGACAGCUUAAUGUUACCAAAGAAAAGGUCAUCAGUCAGUGUGUUCAUGUUCAUGGACUUGUGUUAAUCAGUCAGUCACUGCCACAUUUGCCCAAUUUUUUUUUGUGUCAUCCUUUGAUUUAUUAACAUAUAUCUCUCAAUAUGUAGAGCAUGUGCUGCCACAAGAUGGCGCCCUGUCUGUGAGCAGCUUGUUCUUAAAGUGUUGGGGUUCCUGUUCAAUGACCUCAAGGUUCAAGGCUUUUAUUGGUCAUACGAACAUAGCUACAGUGUAGUUAUGACGAUGAAAACCUUAGGUCACAGGCUGCUGUUUGUGCAGUGUGAAUCCACUUUGAUUCCCAUUUCUGUAAUAAUCAUUCAUUUGUUUUAGUAUCAUGUGAAGUCAAUGUUUGGUUCAAUAAAUACAUCAUUUUAAUUUCA